UUCAACUUUGCAAACCAAAAUUCGCAUAGACCCGUAGACGUAAAUUUUGUUUAUGCUGUUCAAUAGAAUUAAGUUAAUUAAUAAUUAUUGAAUAUACAAUUGCUGAAUAUAAACAAUAAACUAAGUGAUACGCUUGUGAGCCAAUGUUCAGAAAAAAGAAGAGAUUUAAACGUGUGCAGUGAUUUUCAUGAACACUUUGGCAACAGGAUAAGUCAACGAAGAAGAAGAGAGCAAAAUGAAUAUAAAAGGGAGGACACCACACAUAAUUCAUCUACUAGCCUUUCUUUGGUGCUAUGAGUACACAGCUAUGGCCACACGCCUUCAGGGUUCCUUCGACACUCAAGAUUUUUUCAAAUUCUUAGUCAAAUUUGGAUUCCAAAAAGCGGAAUCUCAUCGCCCUCAGGAUUCGUUUGGCUACAUUUAUGGAAAUAUCACGUCCCACAGAGAUUUUCAUCAGCCGGUGACACUGGCGGUGCUGGACAAGUCAACCUUUGUGGACUUUUAUCACAACCGUAGCCUGAGUAUAUACGGGCGUGAACUGGCAUGUCAACAUAUGUUUAAAAAUGUCCAACUGCUGGCCUACGAUGUGGAUUGCAACCCUCACGGCAAGAGGGAUUUCCUGAGACGUGUGCCAUGCCCUUGGGGACAUCUGUGCGCCGAUGAAGAUGCACCCACAAAUGUGAUAACGGGGAAUCAGUUCACCUACGUUAUCAGCGAGGUUUCACAACCGAGGUUCUGGUACAUGGCCCUUGUGGCCUGUUAUCGCAAUCGCACAACGUGCCAAUGGCACUCCUAUGAUUCUCUGACUGCACCUGCAUCAUUUUUGAACAACAGUAUUUCCGAACUGCAUUACGAUAUACAUGUGGUCAACGGACAUCCCAACAACUCAGCUGCCCACCCCCUGACGUACGAAUUUUCCUUCGACCAGCAGAAUCUUUUGGAAAUGUAUUUGAUAUUCCUUUUGGUCUACAUCAUCCUACUGCCGAUGCAAAUAUACGCAGUGCGUUUGCAAAAACAUCCCGUCACAAAGCUAUUCACCCUAAGUCUGCUUAGUGAAUUUGUAAGUUUAGUGCUAAUCACAAUACAUCUCAUCAAGUUUGCCAGCAAUGGCAAAGGACAACCAAAUUUGCAGACAUCCGGUGAUAUUUUAGAUAUAUUUAGUAGGACAACGUUCAUGUUAAUUUUGCUGCUAUUGGCCAAGGGGUGGGCCGUGACGCGUCAACAAAUCAGUCGUACCGGUUGGAUCAUACUGAUGAGCAUAUGGGUGCCCUAUUGUGCUUUUCAUGUGUUCCUCUACUAUUGGAACAGAACCGAAGUUGACAUAAUCUCCGACGUAGACGAAUAUCAAACAUGGCCUGGUUGGAUUGUUCUCAUAUUGCGCACUUCGUUUAUGCUGUGGUUCCUGUACGAACUAAGAAACACUAUGAAGUAUGAGCAUUCAUCCAAGAAGUUGGAUUUCCUUUUACAUUUAGGAGCUUCUAGUCUGGUGUGGUUCAUUUAUCUGCCAAUAGUGGCCAUAGUUGCGUUACAAGUCAGCCCCAUGUGGCGUUACAAAUUGUUGUUGGGCAUAACAAAUUCGGCGGACUGUUUGGCCUAUUGUGUGAUGACAGGUUUAUUGUGGCCAAAUCGUUCGGGACAGUAUUUGCUUUUGACAGGCACAAAAUAUGCAGGCAUGGAUGAGUUAGAUGAAUUCAAUGAAGCACCCCAUAUUGUGCGGGAGCGCGAAAGAAGACAAAACUCCAUAGACAAUCCAGUGGUGGUGGUCACCAAUGCACCCAAUCAUACGCCAAAUCGUUUGGCAUUGCCCAAUGGCGAUGCCUGCACAGAUCUAUUAGAAGCCGAAGACCUAGAUGCUGAACUUUUAACAGAUCUCAACAAGAAUAGUCAUAUAGUGGCAUAAGAAUAGAAACUGGCACAAAAAUAGAAACACAGCAACAACAACAACCUAACUGAUUGUUCAAAUCUGCGCAAUUACUACAGUGCUUAUGAUUGAGGUUUGACAGAAGGAAGAAACCCACAUCAUUACAAAUACAAAUGAAAUAGUCCAAAAUUUGUUUGUAUGAAAGCAUUUUUGCCAAAUGCUAAAAUAACAGCGUGAUAAUCUUGUUUGUAACUUGAGAAUUUCUCAUAAUUAUUAUUAUUAUUAUUAUUUUUAUUAUAAUUAUUAUUAAUAUUACAAUUAUUAUUAAUAUGUAUUGUAUACAGUGUAAUAUUAGUGAGAUUACCAUUAACCGGAUAAGCAACGAAGUUUUUUAAUUACCAUGUGUUUAACUUGACUCUCCAUGUAAAAUAUCUCGUGUAUCUACAUACAAUCUCUAUACUAUCUUCUUUCACUCAACAACUCAUCUCAUCUCCAUUCGUCUCCACUCCUAGUUUUAUUUUUAAAACACUAACAUACAUCCGCACACCAUACAUACACCUAUCCCUACUUUUAUGAAAAAAACGCCAUUUUGUGUUUUGUGAGGAUUUAUCGAUCGACAGUUGAAGGAUCAACAAAACAAUCCCUAAUAGUGUUACAAUAUUUUAUUUUUAUUAUUUUACACACUGCAAUUGUAUUGUAUAUUUUUCUAAGACCACCUCGGAUACUUUAUUACAUUUGUUAACAAACACAUAAACACACUUACAUCCCUACAUACAUACAUACCGAUGAUAUAUUCAUUAGUUUUUAGGGUACAUUUCCAUUUUUGAUCUGUAAGAUUUGCAAAUUUUUAACAAAAAAAACAAAAAAAAAAAGAAUACCGGCGCAUCAUUUAGAUUCGGAAUAUUUGUUUGAUCAUGUCAUAAUGUACGAGAAGAAGAAGGACAAACAAAACAAAAAAUUAAUUAAAUACAAAUUCAAUAUAACAUUGAAGUGGUAUAAAAUGAUGA
Molecule: messenger RNA, 2868 nt
Organism: Stomoxys calcitrans (stable fly)
Lineage: Eukaryota; Metazoa; Arthropoda; Insecta; Diptera; Muscidae
Product: integral membrane protein GPR180
Exons: 6
Coding region: 236-1900 (554 amino acids)
Biological process (GO): response to pheromone; G protein-coupled receptor signaling pathway
Source: RefSeq, a predicted model, not a curated record